Messenger RNA from Trifolium pratense (red clover), 1374 nucleotides. Its product is annotated as GATA transcription factor 25-like. The record is from RefSeq and is a predicted model, not a curated record. Bases 215 to 1147 code for a protein of 310 amino acids. Gene Ontology annotation, molecular function: sequence-specific DNA binding; protein binding; zinc ion binding. Gene Ontology annotation, biological process: regulation of DNA-templated transcription. Lineage: Eukaryota; Viridiplantae; Streptophyta; Magnoliopsida; Fabales; Fabaceae. The transcript is spliced from 8 exons.
UAUUGGCAGCAUUUGGGUUAGUUUCGUCCCAACAAUAAUACUCUCUUCAUUCCGACAUAGCUAUUAGCUACACACUUCACAAACAUACACAUUCUUUCUCUCUCUCUCUCUCUCUCUCUCUCUCUCUGAAAAUCAACAAGUUAGGGUUACUGUUACGAUUAGGGUUUCAUCUUCUAAUGCAUCAAAACCCCCAAAUUAAACUCUAUUCCCAACAAUGUACAACUCUAUGAACAUCUCCGAUCAGAUCAAGAACAACGACGAAACCGACAACAACAACAAUCACAUCCAUUACGAUUCACAUAAUCUCGAAGACGCUUCCGGUGAAGCUGAAGGAAAUAUCCAAGACGUUUCACUCGAUGAUGUUUAUGUUUCCGGUGACGGAAAUCACCCUGAUAUGUCUAUUCAACGAUUCGAUGAUUCUUCUCAGCUCACGCUUUCUUUUCGUGGCCAAGUUUAUGUCUUCGAUUCUGUUACCCCUGAAAAAGUUCAAUCGGUUUUGUUACUGUUAGGAGGAUGUGAAUUAUCUUCGGGUUCGCAAUGUUUGGAUACAUCGCCCCUUAAUCAAAGGAGUGGUACUGAAUUUCCUACAAGAUGUAGUCAGCCACAGCGUGCAGCGUCGUUGAUUAGGUUUCGUCAGAAGAGGAAAGAGAGAAACUUUGAUAAGAAAGUUAGAUAUGAAGUGCGUCAAGAAGUUGCACUAAGGAUGCAACGUAGUAAGGGUCAAUUUACGUCAUCUAAGAAACAAGAUGGAGCUAACAAUUAUGGCUCUGAUCCAGAGUCAGGGCAGGAUAUGAUUCAAUCAGAAACCUCAUGCACGCACUGUGGAAUCAGUUCAAAAUCAACCCCUAUGAUGCGAAGGGGGCCAUCUGGCCCAAGGACACUUUGUAAUGCUUGUGGGCUGUUUUGGGCAAAUAGGGGUACUCUGAGGGAUCUAUCUACUUCUAGGAGAAAUCACGAGCAACACACUAUUGUGCCACCUGAGCAGGGUGCUAUGAGGGAUCUUUCUAAUUCUAAGAGAAACCACGAACCGCACACUCUUCCACCACCUGAGCAGGUUGGCGAGGGCAAUGACUUGAACUGUGAGACUGCUCUUCCUGCGCAUAACGAUUCUGUUGAUGAUAAAACAGCUUUGGUAUCCAAUCAAUGAGUUUUCCAGUCACACAAUAUGACAGUCAUUGGCUUUGGCACUCGCAGGUUUAUUGUAAUUCCGCUCGAUUCGAACAUAGAAUGUACAGUUCUAGAGAGGUUCUAAUCAACACAUAUGAGGUCUAUUUAAAGUAUGCUCUUGGAUUAGUUGCAUUGGCUAUUUAUCUCUGAAUGUAUAAAAUGGAAUUUAAAUGAUGAUUUGAGUUGGUUUUUAUUGGGUGGACGCUA